AUGCAGCGCUACAGUCUCCCGCAGUCAACGUACCAGACGCCCAGUGAAUAUUAUAGCCGAGAUACCUCCAGGAGUGGCUCGGGUUUGCGAAGUGAUGUAACGCCAUUUCAUUCUAAUGAUACGUACGGUGCUUAUACGACCGUAAGUCAAAUGCGUUACCAGUCACAGCAUCAGUACCGUCAGCACCACCGAGCAAGCAAUAGCAGUGGUAGUAGUUACCCGGCAGUUGGGACGGCUCCAGAACUAGAUGAAGAAGUGCAGUAUGCGCCACACUUGCUGGCAUACAGAACUAUCUACUUGCUUCAAGGCACUUUUAUGGGAAUGCUUGGCCCCGCGCUUGUCUUCUUCUCAACGUUAGCUCAAAAAAACUCGGGGAUAGCAGCGCCAGUCUACGGAUUUGGUCCCAUAUUCGCAGCACACGGAGGCGCAGCGCUUGUCAUGAGCUUCAUGAGCGACUUCGUGCUUACAUAUAUCAUGGAGAAAAAGUUCAUAAAGCAACUGAUUAUUGUGCUGUUGCUCUGCAGUGGGACAUGGUACGCGUGUCUUACACCUGUAGCUGCCGCCACAGGCAACGUAGGAGUUGGAAUGCUAUUCAUGGCCAAAGGGUUUUGGACAGCGCUCUUAAAUAUAACAUUGAAUCGCUGCUCCUUGUGGAUUGCUGGGGAAAAAGAUCAACGAAGGCGUAGCAUUGUUACAUCUAUGAAUAUCUAUUAUGGCCUUGGCUGCUUGCUUGGAGCAAUGGUUGCGCUACUGUUCACGAUACUGAAAAUCGAUCUUCAUUACGCAUUCUAUGGGCUGGCCAUCAUGUCAGGGCUCCCGGCCGCAUUAGUCGCAAUGUUGCCAAGCCCAAACAGUUAUUAUGGUCGCGAUGAGCACCAGACGCUGCUGUCUUUCGAAGACCCCACGCGUCGUGUACCUACUGUACCAAGCCCAAUUGUAGGUGGCGUCUUCUUGCAUGCCAAGCACAUCAGUGGCUCGAAAAAUUGUAAUCCUGACACAUACGACUCGAAGAACAAUUUUAUCAUUUUACUCGUGACCAUCUACGCAACUGUGCUUUUCGGUAUCCAGCUCGGCCUUGCUGCCUUUUUGUACGACUAUGUUGGCACAGUUCUUACGUACAAUACAAACUGGACAGAUACAGGUGUCCCGGACAAUGAAACAGAAAUCGAGCGAAAUAAGACAGUGUGGCAGUGCGCGGCAAUGGUGAUGUUUUGGGGGUCAUUAACUGUGUCUUAUAUUCUCCUCCCGGGGUUUUUGUUUCAUGAAAAAAAUCUUUACUCUAUUGUUAUAUGUGCCGUGGUAUGCGGAGUAAGUUCAUUCGGACUUUUAUUCGGAGCUCAAGCGGGUCUUAUUACUCUCACAAUCUGCCUUUUCUUGUUUACGUUUGCUUUGGCCCCGCUCUUUACCCUGAGUAUCCAUUGUUUGACGCGAGUAAUAAAUGAGCAGCUAAUCCGGCGUGUGUCGUCGCUCAUCGUAUUUGGAUGUGGAAUGGGGGAAGUAUUUAUACCAGUACUAAUGGGAUUUUUCAUGAGCGGGCAAAGCGGACAGACAAAUGGAGCCGUUGCUGUGAGCUACAUCACUUUCAUCCUUGCUAUCACAUUAGUAGGAGUUAGCGGGAUGUUGCUGUGGAUGGUCAAAGCACGGCUGAAAGAACUUCCAGAACCUUUUGACGAGCUAGAGGCCAAAAGUGAAACGAGUCGUAUGCUAGCAGCUCGUGCAGGCCAUCGUAUGCAGAAGAAUGACAAAUGCUGA
This is a messenger RNA of Plasmopara halstedii, 1752 nucleotides long. RefSeq lists its product as uncharacterized. Lineage: Eukaryota; Oomycota; Peronosporomycetes; Peronosporales; Peronosporaceae. The coding region runs from base 1 to 1752 and encodes 583 amino acids. The record is from RefSeq and is a predicted model, not a curated record. The transcript is spliced from 2 exons.